AUGGUUGGUCACGGUACCACGGGGAUGCUCGGUGAAGAUGGCAUCCAUGUUGAUAUGAACCAUCUGAAGAGUGGUGAAGUCAAGUACCUCGAUGUGAGUAUACCAGUUCCCUACAAUCGCCUCUGGUGGAUGUUGCUGGAUGCUAACCCGACUAGCAUGGCAAUCAACUUUAAAGAUGGAGUGAUUCUGGGUGCCGACAGCCGCACGACAACCGGAGCUUAUAUCGCCAAUCGAGUCACCGACAAACUGACGCAGGUCCACGACACCAUCUGGUGCUGCCGAUCGGGAUCCGCUGCCGAUACCCAGGCUGUGGCCGACAUUGUUUCCUACCAUUUGAACAUGUACGCCAUUGUCAACAACGAGGCCCCCAGCACCCAGGUGGCCGCGUCGCUGUUCCAGGAGCUGUGUUAUGAGAACAAGGAUAUGCUCAGUGCCGGUAUCAUCAUUGCGGGCUAUGAUCCCCGACACGGCGGUCAAGUGUACUCGAUACCGCUGGGUGGCUCGCUACACAAGCAAGCCUACUCGAUCGGUGGAUCGGGAUCGACCUACAUCUACGGAUACUGCGAUGCCAACUGGCGGGAGAACAUGACGGAAGAAGAAGGGAUCCAGUUUGUGCGGUCCGCGUUGCAAGAGGCGAUCAAAUGGGAUGGUAGCUCGGGAGGUGUGAUCCGGAUGGUGGUGCUCACGGCCAAGGGCGCGGUGAGACACCUCUAUCUGCCGGACACGGGUUAUACGGGACCGGGCGUUACCAAUUGA
Aspergillus terreus NIH2624 is the source of this 756-nucleotide messenger RNA. RefSeq names its product proteasome core particle subunit beta 1 (gene pre3). The coding region runs from base 1 to 756 and encodes 251 amino acids. Gene Ontology annotation, molecular function: threonine-type endopeptidase activity. The transcript is spliced from 4 exons. Gene Ontology annotation, cellular component: proteasome core complex. The record is from RefSeq and is a predicted model, not a curated record. NCBI's taxonomy places the organism in Eukaryota, Fungi, Ascomycota, Eurotiomycetes, Eurotiales, Aspergillaceae.